This is a messenger RNA of Mastomys coucha (southern multimammate mouse), 3276 nucleotides long. RefSeq names its product discoidin, CUB and LCCL domain containing 1 (gene Dcbld1). The record is from RefSeq and is a predicted model, not a curated record. The coding region runs from base 247 to 1701 and encodes 484 amino acids. NCBI's taxonomy places the organism in Eukaryota, Metazoa, Chordata, Mammalia, Rodentia, Muridae. The transcript is spliced from 11 exons.
GGUAGACACCUUUACACAACAAGCCGCCUUGUCAGCCCUUAACGCUUCUUUUUUAAUGAGUAUUGUUUCUAAGUGUUCGGAGAGAGGAUGUACUUCUGUGUACAGGUCGCUUUGAGAGUUCUAAUGAAAUAGCUUGGCCCAGUACAGGAGCCUGCCACCAAGGCUGACUGCCAAAAUUGAAUUCCUGGAACCUGCGUGGUGGAGGGAGAAAAUUGACUGCCGAGAAUUAUCUUCUGAUCACCGUACAUGUUCUGCAGUGAGCACAUCUCCACAAGUGAUGGCUGUGGGCACAUAGUGACCUCCCAGGACAGUGGCACCAUGACAUCUAAGAAUUAUCCAGGGACGUACCCCAAUCACACUGUGUGCGAAAAGAUCAUCACAGUCCCGAAGGGGAAGAGACUUAUUCUGAGGUUGGGAGAUUUGAACAUUGAGUCCAAGACCUGCGCUUCUGACUUCCUCCUCUUCAGCAGUGAGACAGAUCAGUAUGGUCCGUACUGUGGGAGCUGGACUGUUCCCAAAGAACUCUGGCUGAACUCAAACGAAGUGACUGUCCGCUUCCAGAGUGGAUCUCACAUUUCUGGCCGGGGCUUUCUACUAGCCUACGCCAGCAGCGACCAUCCAGAUUUAAUAACCUGUUUGGAACGAGGCAGUCACUAUUUCGAGGAAAAAUACAGCAAAUUCUGCCCAGCUGGUUGUAGAGACAUAGCAGGAGACAUUUCUGGGAAUACGAAAGAUGGCUACAGAGAUACCUCUUUAUUGUGCAAAGCUGCCAUCCACGCAGGGAUCAUCACAGAUGAACUAGGUGGCCACAUCAACCUGCUUCAGAGCAAAGGGAUAAGUCACUAUGAAGGGAUCCUGGCCCAUGGCGUGCUCUCCCGACAUGGUUCUCUGUCGGAAAAGCGAUUUCUGUUUACAACCCCAGGAAUGAAUAUUACAACCGUGGCUAUUCCAUCAGUGAUCUUCAUUGCCCUCCUUCUGACUGGAAUGGGAAUCUUUGCAAUCUGUAGAAAGAAGAAAAAGAAAGGAAAUCCAUAUGUAUCAGCUGAUGCUCAGAAAACAGGCUGUUGGAAGCAGAUUAAAUAUCCCUUUGCUAGGCAUCAGUCGACAGAAUUUACCAUCAGCUACGACAAUGAAAAAGAGAUGGCACAAAAGUUGGAUCUCAUCACUAGUGAUAUGGCAGAUUAUCAGCAGCCUCUCAUGAUUGGCACAGGCACAGUCACGAGGAAGGGCUCUACCUUCCGGCCCAUGGACACAGACACUGAGGAGGCCAGAGUGAACACUGAGGCCAGCGGCCACUAUGACUGUCCUCACCGCCCAGGCCGCCAUGAGUAUGCGCUGCCCUUGACGCACUCAGAACCUGAGUAUGCCACCCCUAUCGUGGAGCGGCACCUGCUGCGAGCUCACACCUUCUCCACACAGAGCCGCUACCGGGUCCCCGGGCCCAGGCCCACUCAUAAACACUCCCUUUCCUCUGGAGGCUUUCCUCCUGCUGCGGGAGCCACCCAGGUUGAAAGCUAUCAGAGGCCAGCAAGCCCCAAGCCUGUGGGUUGGGGCUACGACAAGCCGGCUGCCAACGGCUCUUUGGACAGCAGAGACCCAUCCUCUCAGUCACAGAUGACUUCCGGGGAAGAUGAUGGUUAUUUGGCACCCAGAAACGGCCUUGCGCCCCUCAACCAGACGGCCAUGACUGCGCUUUUGUGAACCCAAUGUGAAAGAAACCUGCUGUGGUACUGAGCGCGCACCACUGCGAGUCACUGGAAGAAAACGUGCGAGCAUGCCUGUGUGACUCUUCAGGAUCCUAGAGACGACCUCACUUACUGUUUACAGAACUGUGCAACUGGUUUUGUUCCGACCCUUCCAGCAGAGCCAGCUGGUUUCUGUUGUGCUAGAACAAGGAGACUUUUCUCAUUUGUCUAACUGUGAUGCUGUGCUGUAAAAUGUGCAAUUUGUACAGUUAUAUUUAACACGAAUUAACGUAAUGAAGUUUGUGGUGUUUGUUUUCUACACAGGGAUCAAGGAGAAAAUACGGGAUUUGCAUAGAGGUAGCCUGUGUUCAUGUUUCUCGGUGCGAUUGAUUAUCUGACACUGUAAGCAGCAAACCUGUUUAAAACCCUCAUUGGUUGUGGUGGCUCGUUUCCUUUUUGAUAAAGAAAAAGCGUUUGUUUGUUUGUUUGUUUUGGUUUUGGUUUUUGGUUUUUCAAGACAGGGUUUCUCUGUAUAGCCCUGGCUGUCCUGGAACUCACUCUGUAGACCAGGCUGGCCUUGAACUCAGAAAUCCGCCUGUCUCUGCCUCCCAAGUGCUGGGAUUAAAGGUGUGCGCCAUCCCCGCCCAGCAAGUAAAAGCGUUUUUUACCGUUCUUUCUCCUGGAGGAAAUUACUUGAAACAUGGAUGAUUGCUAGCAACGGUGGCCCAUUUAUGCAAGCAAACACACCACGUCAGCAGCUACAGCCUGCUUUCUUAGACUUUCCUUGAGAGAUAGGGCAGCCUAGUGUCCUGGAGCCUACUUGGGUCCCGGGGCCUCCUGAGGGACCACAUUCUCUAAGGAAAGGGCCUGGCCUAUUGCGAAGUGUUCUUAAGCAAGUCUGCCUUUUCAGGGUUCUGAGACUCGAGGCAGUCCACAUUGUCCAUCCGCACCUUGUAGUGAAGGAAGCACAGGAAUUGUAGUUUGAGGCCGGAGUAGCAAGUAUUUCUAAACCUCAGAUUAAAAAUACAGCUGAGCCCAGAGGCUCUAUUUUCUUACAUCUUUCUCCAGAAAUAAUGCAUGUGGGUGACGUCCACCGUCCCUGGAAAACAAAUGCUGUUCCAAAUGUGUUCUUGCACAUGUAGAAGCGGGGCUUUUCUAGUGGAGAGCUAGUAACUGUCCUGGUGAUGUACAAGGCAGAUUUCCCCUCCCUGCAUAUGUGCUUAUACUCAUAGUGGCCCAGGUCUCAGCCGUACCUCAUGGUUUUUGUUCUUUUUCCCUGAGUUUACUUUGUGAAUGAACUGGGGGGAUUUAACCUCUUUUUGCCAAAGAGGAGAAAGUAUGUGUCGUGUUUAUUAAAAGAAAACAUGGACCCAAACCAACCAAACAAAAAUCCUUUCCUUACAAAUUGUAUUAUAAUCCUAUUUGUGUGGUUGUCGUUUUGUGUGAAUUCUAUCGAUGUUAAAGUAGGAUGGGUGCUGAAAGCUCGUGGCAGAGGAUCUGCUGGUUAUAGUGGAAGUUAAACCAUUUACGUUAUAGAGUUUACAUGAUUUUGUGUGUAUGCUAAUUGUAAUAAACUAUGCCAAAUCAGAGA